AUUGGGGGGCUCAGUUUUGCGUGUUUUCUCUGUGCCAACGGACAAACAACGACUCAGCAAGUGACGCGUUGAACCAGAAACCCAGUGAAAAACAAAAAAAAAGAGCAAACAAAAGAAUCAAAAGCUGUGAACUGCUCCAAAUAGCAUACAUCAAGUAAUUCCCUUGAUUUGCGGCAAUUGGCGUAUUACGCUUGCCUGUGCCUGUGUGCGUGUCAGUUAAUUUCCAGCAGCUAGCAGCUGGACAGCUGCCAUGAGCAACAGCAGGGAUCAGGAGACGGCGCCGAUUGCAGCGCCGCGCAAUGGCAGCGCCUCGAAUAUGUUUCGCAGCUUCGGUUCGCUCUUUGGUGCCGGCGGCGGAGGCGCGGAUACUGCACGUCCCAUAACGCCACAGUCAAGCGAUGGCUACGUGGAGUUCGGCAUGCAGGAUCCAGAGCGCAACGGACGCACGCUGGGCACAUUCGCAGGCGUUUUCAGUCCCGUAGCGCUCUCUAUGUUCAGCGCCUUGGUCUUCAUACGUGUGGGCUACAUUGUCGGCAAUGCGGGCUUAUAUGUUACAUUUCUGCAGUUUCUCAUCGCCUACGCGAUUUUACUCUUCACAGUCGCCUCCGUUUGCGCUAUAUCCACCAACGGUGCCGUGGAGGGCGGCGGCGUCUACUUUAUGAUUAGUCGCACCUUGGGCCUCGAGUUUGGCGGUUCCAUUGGCACGCUCUUCUUCUUUGCGAAUGUUGUGGGCUGCGCCAUGGCCAUAUCGGGCUGUACGGAGGGCGUUAUGGAUAACUUUGGUCCCGGCGGUCAUUUCAUCCACGAGGCCAGCUCCCAUCUGCCCGAUGGGAAAUGGUGGCGCUUUCUGGUCAGCAGCCUAAUCAAUACCUGCAUGUUGCUGGUGUGCCUGGUGGGCGCCGCCCUCUUUGCCAAGACGUCAGUGCUUAUUUUGGGAACGGUGACAAUUUGUCUUUUCGCAACGUAUAUUAGCUUUCUGGCGAAAGGCGCCACAAAUGAUACGAUUCCUGUGCCCGUGGAGAAUACGAAAAUGAAUUGGACGAAAUUUCUGAAUUAUACGGGACUCAGCAGCGACACGUUGCGAGAGAAUCUGGAUUCGCAUUAUGGCACGGAUUAUACGUCGAAUGACAAGAACGUGGACUUCUCGACGACAUUUGGUGUGCUUUUCGCGGGCGUUACGGGCAUUAUGGCCGGUGCGAAUAUGUCCGGUGAGCUGAAGAGUCCCUCGAAGAGCAUACCCUGGGGCACACUCUCGGCGGUCUGCUUUACAUUCGUCUCGUAUAUUAUACUCUCGUUCCUGAUGAGCUGCACCACACCGUAUCAGACAAUGCAGAACAAUUAUCUGUUCCUGAUGCCCGUCAACUUGUGGCCGCCAUUUACCGCCAUUGGCAUUUUGACGGCCACCUUCUCGACGGGUCUGAGCAAUCUGAUUGGCUCCAGUCGCAUUCUGGAAGCUCUCAGCAAGGAUCAGGUCUUCGGUUCGCUGUUGAAUUUUGUGCUGCACGGCACCUGGAAGGGCAAUCCUAUAUGCGCCGUGUUUGUCAGCUGGGUGCUGGUCGAGUGCAUUCUAUUGAUUGGCUCGUUUAAUAUCAUCGCUCAGAUUAAUUCGGUGCUGUUUAUGCUUUCCUAUUUGGCUACGAAUCUCGCUUGUUUGGGCAUCGAGCUGACCGGUGCUCCCAAUUUUCGGCCACUCUUCAAAUACUUCACGUGGCACACGUGCCUCGUUGGCCUGCUUGGCACGCUGAUCAUGAUGUUUGUCAUCAAUCCGAUUUAUGCCUCCUCCUGCAUCAUUUUGUGCCUGAUCUUGGUCAUAGCACUGCAUCUGUUCUCGCCAGCCACACAGGCGGCGCAGUGGGGCUCCAUCUCCCAGGCGCUGAUGUUCCAUCAGGUGCGCAAGUAUCUGCUUAUGCUGGAUCCACGCAAAGAUCACGUCAAAUUCUGGCGUCCACAAAUUCUACUCUUGGUCUCCUCGCCGCGCUCCUGCUGUCCGCUGGUCGACUUUGUCAACGAUCUGAAGAAGAGUGGCCUCUACAUCAUUGGCCAUGUCAAGCUGGGCGAUUGCAAUGCUGUUGAGGAUGCCGUCGAGAACCAGCUGUGGUGGUCCUUCCUCGAUCACAUGCGUGUCAAGGCCUUCACCGAAGUGACCAUCAGCCGCAGCAUCCGCGAGGGCGUUCAGCAUUUGAUACGCUUGUCCGGCAUUGGCGCCAUGAAGCCAAAUACCAUUAUUUUGGGCUUCUAUGACAAUGAAGCGCCCAAGGAUUUCUUUCAAAAUGGCACCUCGCCCUAUAAAACGGAUGGCUUCAACGAGGGAGACAUACAAAACUUUCCCAUACGACGCGACGGUGAAUCCAAACACUUUGAGGUUCAGGAAUAUGUGCAAAUCCUCUGCGAUACGCUGCGCAUGAAAAAGAACCUGUGUUUGUGCCGCAACUUUCAGCGCUUGGACAAGAACUUUAUAACCAUAAGCAAGCAUGUUAAAUAUAUCGAUGUGUGGCCCAUUAACGUGUUCAAUCCCACAUCGGGUGAUCCCUUUGACAUGGUCUCGCUGUUCAUGAUGCAAUUGGCGGUCAUCAUGCUGGCCAAGUGGAAACAUUUGCGCGUGCGCAUCUUUCUGUGCGAAACAAAUGAGGAGCGCACCGUGGGCACAUUUGAGACGCAGGCACCACAAAUGGAUAUAUUCUCCAAGCUGAAGCUGGAGCAAUCGCUGAAGGAGCUGCGCAUCAAUGCGGAUAUUAUAGAGAUUCAAGAAUGGAGCCGAGACACAGAGUUCACACGCCAUGCGCGCAUACUUCGACAGUUUACGGCUCAAGCGGACGAAGCUUUGCUGGACGAUGGCGAUGAGAUAGCUGAGGAUAAAUUCAAUCGCUCGCUGUUGUAUAUGCAGCGUGUGAAUCAAGUAAUACGAGAUCGUUCCGAUCAAACAGCUUUAUCGUUUAUAUACUUGGCGGCGCCGCCAAAGCCCACACUGCCGGACUUUAAUGAUCGCAGCGCCAGCUAUGUGGAGCUACUGACCGAACUAACAGCCGAGCUGCCGCCCACAAUACUGGUGCAUGGCGUCAGCACGGUAACCUCGACAACGCUCUAAGCUAAAUAAAUCCCAACCCAGCCGCUUUCUCUGUUUCUCUGUUGUUGGAGAUUGCAGGCGCACAGUGAUAUCAAAUGCAUUGCAUAUGCGGCACAUAAUCAAGUUUUAAAAGGCAAAUUUAUGCACGUUCGGUCUUUCCUUUCAAUUGUAAACCCAUGUCUAUCAAUUAACAUAUAAGUAUGUAUUUGUUUUUGUGUUGUGUGUAGGCUGAAAGCUGUAGAAAAUUGUAGCGUAUAAUCAUGUAUUCAUGUUCAAUUUUAACUCGAUUUUAAAUUGUUUAGCACACACAACGACAGCUACAACAACAACAAGCACUCUCUAAUAUCAUCGAAACCCUUUGUACUAAUUAUCAUAUCAGCAAUUCACAAAUUAACAACUCUAUUUUAUAUGAAUAUUAAACAAUAUUUAACACAUAUGUGCGGACCAUUUAAAGAAAACACAUACACUAUAUCAAUUUGUGCUCUGUUCGAUAUUAAAACGUGUUGUGAUUCGACAACCUGCUCUCUAUGUAGCAAAAAGUAUUAUUAAAAACGGUUGGUUUCGCAAAAAUAGAUUUGAUUUGUUUAGCAUUUAGUUUUCAACAUAUUUACGGGCAAUUCACAGUCAAGCGUUUAACUGCUGCAACAAUUUUUAAGCUAGACAUAUAAAUUAUAAAUUAUACAAAUAUUUUUCUGAUUAAGCAGAGUUAAUUGUGCUUUGUGGCCUGUGAAUAGCCCAAUUAUAUAAUUAUUUAUAUUUUUACUAGCAAUGUAUUCGGUUCUUUCCAAUAA
Molecule: messenger RNA, 3855 nt
Organism: Drosophila novamexicana
Lineage: Eukaryota; Metazoa; Arthropoda; Insecta; Diptera; Drosophilidae
Product: solute carrier family 12 member 9
Exons: 8
Coding region: 251-3085 (944 amino acids)
Biological process (GO): potassium ion import across plasma membrane; cell volume homeostasis; chloride transmembrane transport
Cellular component (GO): membrane
Molecular function (GO): potassium:chloride symporter activity
Source: RefSeq, a predicted model, not a curated record